Messenger RNA from Cynoglossus semilaevis (tongue sole), 2126 nucleotides. RefSeq names its product leucine-rich repeat, immunoglobulin-like domain and transmembrane domain-containing protein 2. The record is from RefSeq and is a predicted model, not a curated record. NCBI's taxonomy places the organism in Eukaryota, Metazoa, Chordata, Actinopteri, Pleuronectiformes, Cynoglossidae. Bases 14 to 1570 code for a protein of 518 amino acids. The transcript has 2 exons. Gene Ontology annotation, molecular function: protein binding.
GUCUUUACUGUGCAUGGAAACCUCAAUGGGACACAUCCCACAAGAUCUCCCACACGAUUUCACCAAAAUACGAAUAGAAAACUGCCACCUAACUGAGAUACGACACGGAUCCUUCUCCAGAGUCGCUGCCUUGGAGUUUUUGUGGCUGAAUUUUAAUGACAUCACUGUCAUGAACAUUAAAAGUCUGGAGGGACUAAAGAACCUAACUGAGCUGCGCCUACAAGGGAACAAGCUGACUUCAGUUCCGUGGACAGCAUUUCAGGACACGCCUAAACUCAAGAUUCUGGACUUGAAGCACAACCAACUGGACGUGUUACCAGAACAUGCUUUGAGACACCUUUCUGCCCUGACCUAUUUAGAUUUAUCCUUCAAUCGGCUCAGCAUCAUAACAAAGGACAUCUUCACUAACUGGCCACUUUACCAAACCGCAGGGAAGUCCUGGGAGAAAGAAGGGCUGGUCUCUAAUGUGGUGUUAGCGCUGCAUGAAAACCCCUGGUUGUGCGACUGUCGCCUCAAAGGCUUCGUUGAAUUCAUAAGGACGAUCGCUACUCCCAUCAUUCUCAUGAAUUCUUAUCUGAAAUGCUCUGGUCCCGACUACAGAGCUGGCAAGUUCUUCCACGAGAUCCAGUUAAAGUCGUGUAUGAAACCAGAGGCUCUUGCCCCGCAGAGCAACAUCACCGUACCUCUCGGGGCAAAUGCAACACUCACAUGCUUAGUCAAGGCAAGACCCAGCGCAUCCAUUCAGUGGAUGUACAGCCAGAAGAUUAUCAGAGGAUUUAAUGCCACUCAGGCCCAGGUGGACGCAGACACCGUCACCUCUCAGCUGCUGAUCCCUUCCCUCCACCUGGAAGACAGAGGUGUCUACACCUGCACGGCCAACAAUUUCAUUGGCAACUCCUCUGCAAACAUCACGGUCCACCUCCACUCUUCCAACUUCUCUGUUUCUCUCCCUCCCCCUGUCCCCAUGUUGUCCCCCGAUGAGUCUCCCUUCAUUGACAUUCGCAUUGCCAAGCAGACAGUUUAUGGCGUCACCCUGGAGUGGUACGCAGUGCCAGAAAACCCUGCAGAGACCUGGUUCACCAUCCACUUUGGCAAAUACGAUGCACCCAAAAAAGAAAUCAUCCACAUCGGCCCCGGCAUCAACAGCUACUCCGUCAGUGACCUGCUUCCUCUCACCAAAUACGAGGUGUGUGUGUCUCUGAAGAACCAUCCCCCCAGGGAAGGCCAGUGCAUUGUGUUUGUGACCGGGAACGACAUCAGUGAAAUGGAGCAGAGAGAGCGGCUCAUCCACAUCAUAGUGAUCGUGUGUGCCAUGGUGCUGGCGGUGCCAGCCGGCAUGUACGCCUGCACUACAGAGGCCAGGUUCAACUGUGUGGCGCGUUGUCUAGACCUGUGGAAGAAACACAGGCGGAAUGGAGACAACCUUCCAAGGGGAGGAAGGCAGGGCAACUUUGAUAGUCUGCAGGCAACAAGUGAAGAAGGUCUGUGCAGAGACUCAGAGGAACGACCAAAGAAGAAAGGCAAAUCUGAGAAAAAGGUCAAAGGAGGGAGUGCUGCUCAUCUGUACUAAAGGAACUGUGACUGAAUAUAAACCUCUGUGCCUGUUUCUUUUCCUGUUUUUGCUUGUCAAUAGCUAGCUCAAGUUGGCUAAAAUGACCAACCCAAGUUAGUGCUGCCAUUACUGUCUUGGAUAAAGGCACAUUUUGUGUUUGUUGAUGCAAAAAGAGUAGUGGCACUAAUAAAAAUACAUAAGUGCUAUUUAUGUUAUAAGUGACAUUUCUGUCUGAAGCUAAAAGUCAAAUGUUUGACCGGACAUGCAUAAACUUCUUUUUUUUUUUAAUAUUUGAACAUCUGCUAUUUCUUCGUUUUUUAUGUGUUGAUGCUGAUUUCACUGACAAAAUAAAAUAACAAAAGGAAAAAAAAACAUACCACCUAUGGGUUUACAGGAAGGCAAAAAAACAAACACCAAGGCACCGUCUGACUUGUUACGUAAGCACAGCGAUUCCCCCUGCAUUUAUAUGUGCACUCAUAAGCAGAUUAAAGUGACUUUCUAUCUGGAUCCUUCAGAGUGGGACAUGAUAUUUCCAUUUAAUGACAGCAGCUGUAUUUCACUUACACAGAUGCCA